GCGGCAGAAAAACACAUUUGUCGACGAACGACCAAUUUUUUUCUUCGGUCAUGAGCGGCCCCGCAGCAAGCCUCAAACCUUUCGGUGCGUCUGCUCUUCUUCCUCUCUACCCGUUAGCAUAAUUAUCUUCCUUCACUUAACCCCUUAACUGUACCAACUCUGUCUGGUACUGUACCAGGCCAAUUGGAAGCACUGUCAGCGUCAGCUCCAUGGGCCAUUUUCCCUCGUAAGAAGCUCGACGUGACGUACGGGGACAUUGGAGCAGGUCUGGCUGCGUGUUUACAACUGCGCGAGCACCAGCGUCAGGAAUAUGAGCAGAAUAUCGCGAAUCUGUGGGAUCCCAGCGGUCAUGCAAUGGUCACUCUCUCCAUCCGAACGGGGUUUGAUCUCCUGCUGCAAACGCUCAAGCUGCCAGCCGGGAGUGAAGUGCUCUGCAGUGCCAUCACGAUCCCCGAUAUGAUCUACGUACUGCGGUACCAUGGACUAGUACCGGUUCCUGUGGAUCUGAACCCAGAGACACUGGCAGUGGAUGUGGAACUGCUAAAGAAAUCUAUCACAGAGAAAACGAGGAUGCUAUUGGUCGCGCAUGUCUUCGGCUCGCGUUUCCCGCUGGAUGAAGCGCUAGAAGUUGCGCGUAGCAACGAUUUGCUGGUUGUGGAGGACUGUGCACAGGCCUUUAUGGGCAUGCAGUACACGGGCGAGAACCGUGCAGAUGUGUCUAUGUUCAGCUUUGGCACGAUCAAGACGGCGACGUCGUUCGGUGGUGCGAUUAUCCACGUGAAAAAUUCUGCUGUGCUCGAAGAGAUGCGUCGUCGUGAGAAAAGGUAUCCAUGCCGCACGAACUUGUUCUUCUUCAAGAGAUUGGUGAAGUACGGUAUGCUGCAUGGCAUUUCCACGCCAGCAAUCUACGGACUAUUCCUCCAUGCCUGUCGUGCUGUUGGAGCUGAUCACGACAAAGUGAUCACAUCGGCAAUUCGUGGCUUCAGUGGUGGAGAGCUGGUGUCACUGAUCCAGUACCGCCCGUCGAUGGCUUUGCUUGGGCUGAUGCAUCGCCGCCUCAUCUGCAUGGAUGAACAGUAUGUACUUCAAAGAAAAUCCAAGAGCGAACGGUUGGCCGACGCCAUCAAGGAUCUUCCCAACGUCUCAAUCCCUGGUUAUUGUGCUGAGAAGCACUACUACUGGCUGUUCCCUGUCUGUGUGCCGUCCCCGAAAGAUGUCGUCAGCUACAUGAACAAGCAUGGUUUUGACGUCACUUCGGGUGCUACACAACUGACCUACGUCCCGAGGUACGAUGAGAGAUGGGUUUAUAAUUCUGCAGCUUUUAAAACUUGAUAUUUUCUUUUUGAAUGUGUGUGUGCAGCCCGCUUGGACAAGACCAUGACCCUGCGCACGCUAAGCACAUCAUGACCAGUUUGGUCUACCUUCCCGUUACCCCCGAAACUCCGGACUGGGCCAUCGAGAAGAUGAUGCGCUGUUUCCGAGACGCGAUUCAAUCGUCAAGCAGACUUUAACCAUGUUCAAAAUCAGACGCGAGCCUUUUGCCGACUAAUCAACCAAAACGACUUGCAAGGUGCAUGGUAGGGUUGUUGGAGCGCGUUUGAGUGUUCCCAUUCAUGCUCAAUAGAGAUGUGUAUAUUUUAUAAUUGUUCUUAUGACUGGUGUAUCAGAUCCUAUGUACUCUUUAGAAAAGAGUAUGCAAUAUCGCCGAGAGCAAAGUGACCGACACAACAGCCACAAGUGAGUUUUGGCGGUUCGCUUCGUUCGCCGUGGUUGUCGUAGCCGAUGAACCGCUGCUGCUGGUGCUGCCACUAGUACUGUCGCUAUUGCUUCCACUGGGAGUCGAGCUAUGCGUCCCCGAUCCCGAGCCAGUGGCCCAAGUUCCACUCGACUGUUGACCUUCGCAGGUAUGAGAUUGAACUGCCGUGGGGCAGCUGAAUUUACUUGCAACAGUGUCAGAUUCCCACGUGAUGUCGCUUAGUUUCGGGAAACCGGUGGGGCAGGUGGGUAGUACAGUUCGAUCCGACUUGAAUGCGCUCAUUUUGGUCUCACUAGUGACGUUAACAGCUUUGUAUUGCGUGGCGAGGUUGUCGUAGUUGGGCAUUGGCACGUAUUCACACUUGAUAUCAUCGUGAUUACAGUUCGCAGGCUUAAAGUAGCCGAGUCCGUAGUUCCCGGCGUCAUAGCUGGUAAAUGGAAACGCCGCCUUCACGUUCACGAUCUCAGUCGAGUAUUCAAAGGCAAAGCCUCCAGAGAAUGUCUUGCGGAAGUCAGAGGAGAACAACCAGCCUGCCUGAAGCCACGUACGCUGAGCCUCAUACUCUCCGACUUUCGGGAACUUUACGUUCAGGCAUCCGUAUUCUGUCAGCAUUACCGGGAUGGUCAUUCCGUACGACGCGAAAUCUGUCUGGAGUUUGUUGAAUCCGGUAGCAGCCGCGAGAGUCUUCUGGUCGUGGUCGCAGUACUGGUAUGCGUUGAUACCAUACCACUCGGCAUUCUCGUACUUGUCGUUGUUGCCGCGGCAAUUGUAGUACUUUGCGUUGACUUCGCGAUUGUUUUUCGCUGUGUCAGGAUCGGCCACGACAAGCCCAACGGGGAUCUUGCGGAUACUGGAGCAUUCUCCGAUAAAGUUGCGCAUAUCGCGAACGAACUUCUUCUGGCAUGGUGCAUUGAUCGCAGCGUCCUCGGGUACUUCGUUAUUGACCUCAUUUCCUGCGCUAAAGGCCUGCCAAGAAGAAAAAAAAUAUGAACAUAGGUUUAUCGUCACAAAUAGCAUAAAGUAAUAAACGUACCAGCACGUUGUCAUACUUGGCAAAUGCCAGGAUAA
Phytophthora nicotianae INRA-310 is the source of this 2824-nucleotide messenger RNA. RefSeq lists its product as hypothetical. Gene Ontology annotation, biological process: polysaccharide biosynthetic process. NCBI's taxonomy places the organism in Eukaryota, Oomycota, Peronosporomycetes, Peronosporales, Peronosporaceae. Bases 355 to 1332 code for a protein of 325 amino acids. Gene Ontology annotation, molecular function: pyridoxal phosphate binding; transaminase activity. The record is from RefSeq and is a predicted model, not a curated record. The transcript is spliced from 9 exons.